Molecule: messenger RNA, 792 nt
Organism: Oncorhynchus nerka (sockeye salmon)
Lineage: Eukaryota; Metazoa; Chordata; Actinopteri; Salmoniformes; Salmonidae
Product: sporozoite surface protein 2-like
Exons: 3
Coding region: 1-792 (263 amino acids)
Source: RefSeq, a predicted model, not a curated record
AUGCAGAAUAUGUUUGUGUUACUAGUCAACAUGCAGAAGAUGUUUGUGUUACUAGUCAACAUGCAGAAGAUGUUUGUGUUACUAGUCAACAUGCAGAAGAUGUUUGUGAGCCCUGACCAGCCCAUCCAGCCUCACAGGAGCCCUGACCAGCCCAUCCAGCCUCACAGGAGCCCUGACCAGCCCAUCCAGCCUCACAGGAGCCCUGACCAGCCCAUCCAGCCUCACAGGAGCCCUGACCAGCCCAUCCAGCCUCACAGGAGCCCUGACCAGCCCAUCCAGCCUCACAGGAGCCCUGACCAGCCCAUCCAGCCUCACAGGAGCCCUGACCAGCCCAUCCAGCCUCACAGGAGCCCUGACCAGCCCAUCCAGCCUCACAGGAACCCUGACCAGCCCAGCCAGCCUCACAGGAGCCCUGACAAGCCCAGCCAGCCUCACAGGAGCCCUGACCAGCGCAGCCAGCCUCACAGGAGCCCGGACCAGCCCAACCAGCCUCACAGGAGCCCUGACCAGCCCAACCAGCCUCACAGGAGCCCUGACCAGCCCAUCCAGCCUCACAGGAGCCCUGACCAGCCCAGCCAGCCUCACAGGAGCCCUGACCAGCCCAGCCAGCCUCACAGGAGCCCUGACCAGCCCAGCCAGCCUCACAGGAACAGAGUGUACCUUGAGAUUCCUGCUCACUGGGUGCAAGGUUUUCGCCAGCUCACCACUAACAGCAAGAGAUGGGAGCCUGAGUUGCCUAUGUGGGUAGAUUAUGGACAGUGUCCCAUCCUGCUGAGGUCUCUGAGGCUCUGA